Messenger RNA from Guillardia theta CCMP2712, 588 nucleotides. RefSeq lists its product as hypothetical. The transcript is spliced from 5 exons. The coding region runs from base 1 to 588 and encodes 195 amino acids. Lineage: Eukaryota; Cryptophyceae; Pyrenomonadales; Geminigeraceae. Gene Ontology annotation, molecular function: acyltransferase activity, transferring groups other than amino-acyl groups. The record is from RefSeq and is a predicted model, not a curated record.
AUGUCACGACAGAGCAAACAUGUUCACAACUUCAUCAUCGCCUGUGAUGAGAGUGGAGAGCUUGCUGGCUCAGCAGAGAUCACCAUGAAGAUGUAUCCCUGCAAGAGGAACAGCCGUCCUGACGAUCAGCUACCAUACAUUUGCAAUGUUGUGGUGCGGAAGGAGUACAGGAAGAAAGGCUUUGGGGAAGCUCUCGUGCUAGCUUGCGAGGAAAAGGCUCUUGAAGCUGGUCUUGAUGAGAUCUUUCUUGACACCAACAGCGACAACGUUGCUGCAUUGAGUCUUUAUCACAAGUUGGGCUACGUAGCUGAGGUGGUCGAUCCUCACUACCGGAGCCCCAGAAAGGUCUACAUGCGGAAGCGUCUCAAGGAAACAGCUCCAGAGCUGAAGCCGGACGCGCUGAGCAUGCAUCGGAUCAUCAGGAAGGACGUGGAGGAGGGCGGGGGAGAUGCUGAUGUUGUAUGUGUGCCGGUGCUCAAUGACGACGAGAUAUACCUGCCUCCCAGCUCAAAGCUUGAGCUGAUGCUCGGUCCUUUCGCUCCUGUCGCAACAGCAGUCUUAGCAGCAUUUGCAUGGCUGCUGUUUUGA